Messenger RNA from Cucumis melo (muskmelon), 725 nucleotides. RefSeq lists its product as uncharacterized. The record is from RefSeq and is a predicted model, not a curated record. The transcript is spliced from 2 exons. Lineage: Eukaryota; Viridiplantae; Streptophyta; Magnoliopsida; Cucurbitales; Cucurbitaceae. The coding region runs from base 177 to 584 and encodes 135 amino acids.
UCUUUUUUCUCUCUUAUUGCUCUGUUUCUCCCAACGGCUACAUUUGAAUACUUUAUUCAAAAUCAUCAUUCAUUAACACCAACGGCUUAAUUUCCUUCUUCAUUAUUUCUAAACCCAACCUUUCCCCAAUUUCUCACUCAACACUUUCCCAAUUCUCUCUCUCUCUCUCUAGAUCUAUGGAUUCUUCAAUUGGCAAUGUUCAGCAUGUUCCCAGAAAAUCCUCCGACGAGCUUUUGAGGAAAUUUGCUGAGGUGGGGUCAGAGUCCGGUGGCGGGAGGAGGUUGUUGACGGUGGUUAAGAGGCGGCGGAAGAGGGUUAAUAAUGAGGAGUGUGAUAGCCCCUCUGGCGGCGGAGUGGUGGAGCGGAAAUGGUUAAUUUCGCCGGUGGGGAGGAAGUCGGUUGUGUUGAAAAAAGUUGGGAUUGGAAAUGGAAGGUCUCAGCAGCUGAGGAUUAGAGAUUUUAGAAACAAAUCUAUUCUUGGAGCCAUUCAAAAGACAUGGCGAAGAACAGUGGAAGGAGCAUCAAAGGUUUUAUUAGAGAAACAUUACAACACUCAUAGACGUUUGAUAAGUGACAUUGUCUAAUCUUUUCUUUCUUUCUUUUUUUUCUUCCUUCUCUAGAGGAGGCUGAAAUCUCCAUUUUACCCUCCUUAUAUUAUUAUCUUAUUUUAAUGCCAUUUUUUUUAAUAUAUAUAAAAAAAAUAUAUAUAUAUAUUUAUCUACUUA